Molecule: messenger RNA, 828 nt
Organism: Entamoeba invadens IP1
Lineage: Eukaryota; Evosea; Mastigamoebida; Endamoebidae
Product: monoglyceride lipase, putative
Exons: 1
Coding region: 1-828 (275 amino acids)
Cellular component (GO): membrane
Molecular function (GO): lipase activity
Source: RefSeq, a predicted model, not a curated record
AUGAAUAUCAAAGACCGAUUUUUUACGUUUGAGAAAUACAAGAUAUACAGUGAAAAGUAUGAGACGUUGAACGCAAAAGGGGUUGUGAUAUUAAUUCAUGGAUUUCGACAUUACUCUGGAUGUUUAAAAGAAAUGGCAGAGUUUUUAUAUCAAGAAAAAUAUAGUGUUGUUUUACUCGACUUAAUUGGUCAUGGUAAGUCCAGUGGAGAGCCGAGGACGUGGAUUGAUUCUAUCAACACACAUGUUAAUUCCGUGAACUUUUGUAUAACUGAGAUUCAAAAAGAAAAUAAAGACCUUCCUAUCUUUGUGAUAGGGCAUUCGAUGGGUGGGUUAGUCACUUCUAUUUUAGCAAGAGAAAGAAAAGACCUGAAAGGAUGUGUUGCACUUGCGCCUGCUUUUUACAUGAAGCCGCAUAUCAUGUACUUCUUAUCUUUUUUAAUCGUUGCAAUUUUGUUCUUCGCCCCACUUAUUAUGCUUCCAGUGCCUCCAAACGACAAAUUCUUUCCAGACGAAGAAAGUAAACGCAAGAUGCAUAACGACAAAUACGUCUGGACUGAUAAAUUGGCGCUGAACACAUCAUUUCAAUUAAUGAAAACGGGUAAAGAAGAAGUCACAAAAGACAUCACAAUACCUUUCCUCUUGUUACACGGCGACAGUGAUAUGCUUGUCGAUGUCAAAGGAAGUCAACUAAAAUCAAAACACUUAACAAACAAACAUAGCAAAUACGUCGAGUUCAAAAACCUCAACCACAUUUUAUACCUCGAACACAACAAGCUGACCCAAUUCAAACUCAUCGUCGAUUUCUUAGACGAUGUUCUUCGUAAGUAG